AUGGGUCGUCGUUUCUUUGUUGGCGGCAAUUGGAAGCUGAAUGGCUCCCGCGCCAGCAUCCAGGAGCUUCUCGAGGCCUGGGGCAAGGCUGACCUCGAUAAGUCUGUUGAGGUGGUCAUCUCCCCACCAGCCGUCUACGCCGACUUUUUGCGUGCCAACAUGCCCGCAGAGUUUGGCCUGGCGCUUCAAAAUGUCUACAAGGAGGGCAGUGGCGCCUUUACCGGCGAAAACAGCGCCGACAUGGCCCUGGAUGUGGGUGCCGACUGGGUCAUUCUGGGCCACUCGGAGCGCCGUAGCAUUUUUGGCGAGUCCAACGAGCUCAUUGGUGAGAAGACCGCAUACUGCCUCGGCAAGGGCAUCAAGGUGAUUGCUUGCGUCGGAGAGCAACUUGAAGAGCGUGAAGCCGGUAACACCCAGGCCGUUGUGGAAACCCAGUUGAAGGCCAUUGCUGCCAAGGUCUCCGACUGGUCCAAGGUCGUGAUCGCCUACGAGCCCGUCUGGGCCAUCGGCACUGGCAAGACAGCCUCACCGGAGCAGGCCCAGGAGGUCCAUGCCAGCAUCCGGGCCUGGCUCAGCAAGGAGGUCAGCGCCACGGUCGCUGCUGAGACCCGCAUCAUCUACGGAGGCUCGGUCAAGCCAAGCAACUGCGCCGAGCUUGGCAAGCAGGAGGACAUUGACGGUUUUUUGGUGGGUGGCGCUUCCCUCAAGCCCGACUUUACCACCAUCAUCAAUGCCCAGAAGGCCUAG
Molecule: messenger RNA, 747 nt
Organism: Monosiga brevicollis MX1
Lineage: Eukaryota; Choanoflagellata; Craspedida; Salpingoecidae
Exons: 6
Coding region: 1-747 (248 amino acids)
Biological process (GO): glycerol catabolic process; gluconeogenesis; glycolytic process
Cellular component (GO): cytosol
Molecular function (GO): triose-phosphate isomerase activity
Source: RefSeq, a predicted model, not a curated record